Molecule: messenger RNA, 1764 nt
Organism: Fonsecaea multimorphosa CBS 102226
Lineage: Eukaryota; Fungi; Ascomycota; Eurotiomycetes; Chaetothyriales; Herpotrichiellaceae
Exons: 3
Coding region: 1-1764 (587 amino acids)
Biological process (GO): regulation of DNA-templated transcription
Molecular function (GO): DNA-binding transcription factor activity
Source: RefSeq, a predicted model, not a curated record
AUGAAGGAUGAUUGUGACCAGUCCAAGGGCGGUCGCGGGGGUCGUUCAAGCCGAAUGAGCAAUGAGGACAGGAAACUUCGGAAUCGCCUGUCGCAGAAAGCCUUCCGCGCUCGGCAGGCUAUGCGAAUCAAGGAGUUGGAGGACAGGCUGGAAUCAAGGCCAUCGUCCGAAACCGAACGAAUCGCAGAGCUCGAAGAGCGAAAUGCUUUUCUCGCCAGCAGGCUCUUCGAGUGCCAUAAGAAACUGGAGAGCCUUCAGGUUACUAUCAAAACUCUGUCAGAGGCUACUGCUGAGGCACUUGACAUGGUAAUCAACAAGGACAAAAAGAAGGACUCAGAUGCCAAUGAAGAGGUGGAAGAUGAUGUUCCUCGUCCAACCUCAGUGCCUUCGUCGACCUCAGACGUCUCUUCGCCGAAUUUGAAAGACAUCUCCGUCUCUUUACUAGAGACGGAAUCUAAUGGCGAAGGGGACAUCGUUAUUCCCGAUCUGACUUUGGAUGCCACUCAUCAGAGCCCAGAAAUCCCGGCGAAUGCAGCGAACUGGCCCGAUGUGGAUACAGGUUACGACGAGAUACCCAACGACUUCAAGGACGCCCUUCAAGCGGCGAUAAGCAACGAUCCCAGUAUAUUCGCCUCCUUGGAUUUGCUCGAGUCUUCCAGUCCGAAUAAUGACGCGGUCUUCAUAGACAAGAGCAGUCCCCUCAUGUGGGAAAAUAUGAUGGCCGAACCAAUCAUUCAACAAAGACGAUCCUUCACUUUCCCGCAGAUGGGUCCAAAUGCAUAUGCUUCUGGAAAUUAUGGUCCGGUCUUGGUGCGAGGUCCCCAUGGGCAGCUAUACCGGACAAACUCCCCGUGGUCAGACCAUAUCACCACUCUCGAAUACUUCUUACGCCAGAAGUGGAAACCGGUGGUCCUUCGAAGGAAUGGAAAAGACAUGCCAGUUGAUGGUCUUCCGAGCUCGGUUUGCUUCAUGCUGUCCUCAUUCAUAUGUCUAUCGUGGCCGACAAUGGCCGCCUGGCACACCUACACCCGAGCUCAUCUUCCCGUCGGCAGCCUUAUGGCGUGGCGCCUAAACCCGACUCCGGAGAUGUAUGCGGCCAUUGAUCCUGCUCUCAGUCCGACGAAACUUCAGAUGACAACGCACCACCCAGCAAUUAUCGAUUGGAUUCCCUAUCCUACUCUACGUGACAAGCUAAUCAUCUACCAUUCCGCCAAUCCCCAUCUAGAUGAUUUGAUCUGCGAGAUCGGCAAUUCAUAUGUCAUGGAAGUUGAUCUUGCGCGUUUAAUCGCAGGGAUACCUCCUACUCGAGGCUAUGUUGGGGUAUGGGAUCUUGUCCGAUCGAUCGCGCCGGAAGCGACAUCAAGUUCAGAUACGACCAAUCUUUUCCAGCCGGAUUUUGAGAAUUCUCCGGAGACUAUCGAUGAUUUCGAUGAGGAGGAAGAGUUGACCAGCGGUGCCAGCUGUUUACCUGCGCCUAACGCAAGUGUGCUUUUCGGCUCGAAAGUGCUCGCCCUGAAAGCAUUCAAGUUGAUAGGCAUGCACAAGGGUGUUGGGAACUUUUUGCUCGAUCCGCAUUUCUUCGACAGGCAUCCAGAGCUUUUCGACCCUGCGGGAAACAUUGUCGCCCAUGGCGUCCCGCUCCGCCCUGGGAACCGGAAGUUCAUUUCCGCGCCUCAGCCCUUGGACUCCAGCGUGCUGGGCAGGUACAAGGAGUUGUCUUCGUGGUCACUUUCCAUGUCCUCGGCCAUGAUAACGGCGAUAUGA